Symbiodinium sp. CCMP2592 is the source of this 1950-nucleotide messenger RNA. The record is from the annotation of a GenBank genome assembly. Lineage: Eukaryota; Dinophyceae; Suessiales; Symbiodiniaceae.
AUGCUUCAAUUUCGCCCACUGCGCCCGCCGGUUCAGAUGACUGCUGGAAUCAGGUGCACCAUCUGUAAUGAAGAAGCUGGAUUACUCCUGCCUCGCUGGCGUCUGUGUCCGCUUUGUCACACGUGGGUUUGCGCAGCUCACGUCGAACAGCAGCCGACCCGCGUCUGUUCGCGCUGCCCAAGCCAGCUGCUGGACUACGUUGGAGGCAGCAGGAGAGCUGACGAGGGUGACUCGCAGUCGUCCUUCAAUGCUCGCCUGGAUGCAGAACUGGCGGAGAUGGACGUGGCAGAGUCACCCGAGGACAGGGCAGAGCAGAAGCGUGAUUCAUUGGCGCUGGCACUGACUGAGAAUGCUUCGGAACAUCAGAAUGAUCUAGCCUUGGCGAGUGUUGCGGAAGCUGCAACCGGCCUGCCUGCGGAGGCUAUCGGUUUUGCCAAAAAAAGGCGCCUCAUGCCUGGAGCCUCCACCUCUAGCCAAGAAUUUCAGGAUUUAUUCGAUCUCACAGUCGCGGCGUGUUCGUCGUCCUUGACUGCAUGUCCUACUGUAGACGAGCACCAACCAGUGGCGUCCGUCAGAGAGCAGGCCAAGAAACAAAUUGCAUAUGUUCGUCUCAGGCAGUCGACAUGGCCGGAGGACAUGGUACGUUUGACGGCUGCUGCUAUCAAUGUGUAUAGAACUCGCCUCACUGACAUUUUCGUUCGAGAUUUUGUUGGUCUCGUUUGGAUUAUUGAAGGCGACAGGUACAUUCGUGCCCAUCGUGGUGUAUGUUUCUUAUACCACAGCGACGGCUCUUUCGAUCCCUACAGCGGCGUUCCGCCGGAAUCCACUUUUUACAGGCUGAAGAAAACUCUCCUGAGAUUAGAGGGCUUGUUUCGACUCAUGUCUCCAGCCACAGAGCGGUCGGACUCUGCAAUCGUCCGGGAGGUCGCCAGAGUGGUGUCAGUCUACAACAGCGUCGCGGAGUUUAUGGCACUUUGCGAAGACACAGCCGUGAUGGCAGAUACCUUGGGGACUCGCCGCAAGUCACGCCACGGAGAAGAAGGAAAUCCGUCCCCUCACGCAGGACGACUACUUCACUUCGUCAUCCAAUGGUGCGAUUCGCCUUCGAACAGAGCAAGUGGAUGUGCCUACCAGGACAUUUCGGUGCUUUAUGAUGUCACACCAGAAGAACACGUGCAGCUUGUGAAGCCGUCACCGAAGAACAACAUCUACGUCAGAAUUCCCCAUGCUCUACAAGCGUCAUUGCCAGAUCCUGUAUUGAAGAAUGCCAGGUCUAGACUUCAGAAACUUUUGAAGGAGACCUUCUGGAGCAAUCAAGAGUAUUACAAGGCGACUCUCGCUGCAAUCGCCCUUGCAAAACGUGGAGAAAAUAUCGAUCGCUGCUUCAUUGGUGAAUCCUCAGGCGGCACUGGUCAAUCGCUGUUCAGCAGCCAUUUGGCGGCGGUGUACGGGCAUAACCACGCGUUUAUUGACCCGAAUCUCUUUCAUAAUGAGGAGGAAAUGAGAAAGCAACUUGAGCAAUUUACUCAUUGUUGGAUAAUUACAGCGCAGGAGGCUCCGGAAACCCAUCGGCAUUUUCAACAAGAUCUCUACAAGAAGUUUAUGUCCGCUGAUGACUUGGCAGGUAGGAAACCGUACGGCUUUGUGACGAAGAUGUUGCGCGUCACCGGCUUCAAACGGUUUGAAACCAACAAGAUCAUGACUUUCCGCAACGUCAUGGAAACCAAUUUCAAUUCCAUUUACCGGCGCUGUCUCGUGUGGAACCCCAAGCCGAUCUUCGUCGAAACACCGACUUCAAUGCAGCGUGCCCGGACCCGGAAGCCGAUGGUAUUUUUGUCAAAGAUCCUUCUCUGCGUAAUUUUCUGGAGAGUGGCCCUGCCAUUGCAGCCGCAUUGGAACAACAACAUGGUUUCGAGUCGCAUUACUCCCGGCAGGCAUGUUUUCAGAUGA